Molecule: messenger RNA, 4166 nt
Organism: Charadrius vociferus (killdeer)
Lineage: Eukaryota; Metazoa; Chordata; Aves; Charadriiformes; Charadriidae
Gene: KATNIP
Product: KIAA0556 ortholog
Exons: 27
Coding region: 12-4166 (1384 amino acids)
Source: RefSeq, a predicted model, not a curated record
AUAUUAAGGAUAUGGUGACUGACUUUGAUGAAAAACAUGAUGAAUACUUAAUAUCCCUUCAGCAGAGAAACCGGCUGCUGAGACGUUUAAAAAGAAAGGAUCCUAUACAAAUCAAACUGGAGCAGUUAGAACAAGGAUUUUCUCUGUAUCUGAAUGGAGCUAAUUCGGAGCUGAGAAAUUACCGCAGAAAAAUCAACUCACAUAGCUGCCUUAAAAAUGAGACAAAGACUGCCAGGACAAAUGCAUCCCAGGUAGAAGAGAGUGAGUUGCAAGAAUGCAGCACGCAGACUGCACCAAGCAAAAUACAACGCAGAGGUUGGCUUCAGAAAACUGUGGAGAUUAAAACAGAAAGGGGUGCUAAACUCUGCCUUAAACCUCCUCUCGACUACUCUGAGGAUUUUGAACCUUAUGAAAGCUUAAGCGUGGAGACAAAUGGUGAUGAUCCUCUCCGUUACUCCCAGAAAUUGAGAAGAAGCUUGCAACUCAGUACAGAAGAGAAAAGGAUGGAAGAAGACUCUCUUAGUGAUGAUUAUGACUCUGUUGAAGAGGACGUGUUUUCAGAACCAUCUCCCACUGAGGAAACAAUUACAAGCUUUGGAGGCCUUCAGUUGUAUAGCAGUAGAUCACUGCAGAAAGAAGCUUCUGAACAUCAGGAUGCUGGGAGAUGCUCUAGCCUUGAUUCUGGUGCCCCUACUGUGUUGGAGUUCAACCAGGAUCAAAGCAAUGUGAAGCCACUACGAGUUCUCUCGGCAAAAAGGAAAGAUAAUGCUGAAAAGUACAUUCCUGUCAGACCGAUCGUGGUAAAAAAUAAAAUCACUCGGCCAUUCUCUGCUGAGUUCUUGCAGCAGGAAAGACACGAAAAAAUUUGUUCUAGACCGUUAAGUCGGCCAGAAAGACCGCUUUCAGCAACUCGAAAGAACAUGUGUGAGAAGGAUCCUGAUCUCUCAGUUUCAGCUGUGGUUAAAGCAAUGCAAAUUGAAAAUGAAGUCUUGCAGAGAGAUUUGCAAAGGCAGACCGUUUCCACAAGCCCUCAAAAGACUGGCUCAGAACCAGCUGAGAACUGGAGCCCAGUCUUUGAACCAAACUCAGGGUAUCCAAGGUGGGAUGCUGCAACAGUUGCCAUUCGGCACGGGAGUACGUGGGAUUCUUCCGUGGGACAACAGAAGAAACUUCUGAAAGUCCUUCCGGAGCCUGAGAGCCAUUCUGCCCGUGAUAAUGACAUAUUCCUGUCUGAUGACAAAUCGGAAGUAGAUUCCAUGUUGAGAGAGAAGGGGACAACUAGUAUGGAAGUACGUGAUGCCAUUUAUGUGACUAUGGAACUGCUUUCUAACUGGGGAAAUCCAGUAAACGUGGGCCUGAGUGAGGUGGAAUUCUUUGAUUUAUGCAACGAAAAGAUAUUUGUGUCUCCUCAUGAUGUGGACAUUCGAAAUGCUGACAACCCAGGGGAUUUGUGCUGCUUGGUCAACAAGAACUUAAACACCGCGAAGGAAAGCUUCCUUUGGAUGUGCCCUUUCCAUCCGCCUGUCCAACUUUACUUUGUUAUCCGCAAUCCCACCCGAUCAUGUGACUUUGGUAUAUCCAAGAUCAAGAUUUGGAAUUACAACCCAACAACUCCCUGUGACCUUAAUGUUGGAGCAAAGAAGGUGAAGUUAUACAUUGAUGAGAACCUUGUAUUUGAUGGUGAAUUAGAGAGAGCCUCUGGAGAUCCCCUCGCUGACCAUAGCACUACGAUUGACCUUACAGAUCACAAGCAAGACACCUCUGCAUAUUCUUCAAAUGAAAGGAAAGAGAAACUUAACCAGUUCAGCCAUUUCCGACUGUAUGAAAGAUCUUCUGCAGAAGUGCAGGCGGAUGAUUUAAACUAUUGUGACAGCCACACAAUAAGUAUCACUGGGCAAAAUCCCAAUUUCUAUGAAGACUUUUCUAUCAAGGACAUAGCAACCUCUAGAUCAAAGCGGCACAAUGAACAAGAAGAUACUCUGCAGGAGUCGUGGAACUCCUUGGUAAAGUUUAAUUUUUCCCAUCGUGGCCGAAUUUCUAACAUGGAUUUUCAAGGGGAUAUCUUCGAUGAGUUUCUCCAUCAACAGAAAAUCAGCCGGCCUGGAGAAUAUCAGCAGAUGAGAAAAGAGGGAGCACAAACACUACCAAAACGGCAAGAAGAAGAAAAUGCUGUGGAGGCACAUGAUGGAAAUGAUUUUAAAAUUCCAGUUUUACCUUACGGGCAGCACUUAGUGAUCGACAUUCGAACAACAUGGGGAGACAGACAUUAUGUUGGUCUGAAUGGAAUUGAAGUUUUCAGUUCUAAAGGAGAGCCUGUUCAGAUUUCAAAAAUAACAGCUGAACCACCUGAUAUAAAUAUAUUACCAGCUUAUGGCAACGAUCCCAGAGUAAUAACCAACCUAAUUGAUGGGGUAAAUCGGACGCAGGAUGAUAUGCAUCUCUGGCUAGCACCAUUUACCCCUGGAAAACCUCACUUUAUCUUUAUUGACUUUGUGAAUUCCUGUCAAGUAGCUCUGAUUAGGAUUUGGAAUUAUAAUAAAUCUCGCAUGCACUCUUUCAGAGGUGUGAAAGACAUUAUAAUGGUGUUAGAUGAACAAUGCAUCUUUAAAGGAGAAAUUGCGAAAGCUUCAGGAACUUUGUCUGGAGCUCCAGAGCACUUCGGGGAUACUAUAUUGUUCACUACGGAUGAUGACAUUCUUGAAGCUAUAUGCUGCUAUGAUGAGACAUAUGAUGGAGAAAUGGAAAAUGCCAGCUCCUUGGGAUACGAGGAGGAGCUAAAGAGGCCAACAACUGCUGACAGAGAGGGAGAUGAAAGACCUUUUACACAAGCGGGGUUAAGAACAGAGGAUCAAAAGGUAGGGGCCUCUGUUCCGAACUCUCUAGAAACGUACCCUCUCUCUGAAUGUAUACCCAAGGAAUCGGGAAUAUUUACUGGAAAAUGCCUGCAACUGAAUUUCACCGUGACGUGGGGAGACUCUCAUUACCUCGGACUGACAGGACUUGAAGUGAUAGGAAAGGAUGGUCACGCAUUAAAACUAAGUACAGAACAGAUUUCUGCUUCACCCCAAGAUUUAAAUGAUCUUCCAGAGUAUACAGGAGAUUCCAGAACUUUAGAAAAGUUAAUAGAUGGGACUAAUAUCACAGUAGAGGAUGACCAUAUGUGGCUUAUUCCCUUCUCUUUUGGAGAAGAUCAUCUGCUCACAAUCCAUUUUGAUAAAAUUGAAAGUAUUGCAGGGCUUCGCUUCUGGAACUAUAAUAAAUCUCCGGAGGAUACCUAUAGAGGGGCUAAGGUAGUCCAUGUGUUGCUGGAUGGUCACAGCAUCUCCCCGCCAGAGGGCUUCCUUAUCCGCAAGGGACCAGGCAACUGCCAUUUUGACUUUGCCCAAGAAAUUAUCUUUCUGGACUAUCUGCAGCCUCAGCUGAGUAAUAAAGCACAAAGGAGGACUGGUUCAAAGAGAAUGGAACAAGCUAGUAUGGACUACGAAGCACCGUUAAUGCCAUGUGGUUUUGUUUUCCAGUUUCAGCUUCUGACAAGUUGGGGUGAUCCAUACUACAUUGGUUUGAAUGGACUUGAGUUGUUUAAUGAACACGGAGACCAAAUCUUACUAACUGAGAACAAUAUUGCUGCUUUUCCAGAUAGUGUCAACAUUUUAGAAGAUGUAUCUGGAGACAUCCGAACUCCAGACAAACUCAUUGACAGAGUAAAUGACACAACCGAUGGCAGACAUAUGUGGCUUGCACCAGUUCUUCCUGGUUUGGUGAAUAGGGUAUAUGUCAUUUUUGAUGUACCUACUACUGUGUCAAUGAUCAAGUUAUGGAAUUAUGCCAAAACACCUCAGAGAGGUGUGAAAGAAUUUGGUCUUCUGGUGGAUGACUUGCUUGUCUACAAUGGGAUUCUGGAUAUGGUGAACCAUGUAGUGUCGGGCAUCCUGCCAACCUGUGAUCCAGUGGUCCCGUAUCAUACCAUUCUCUUCACAGAUGAUGAGAAGAUUUGCCAUCAGGAGAAGAGAACUGUUAUUAGCAAUCACGUGGGAGAUCAGGAUGUACAAAUGAUGAACGAAAAUGAGAUUGUCACAAACAGCAAAAAGAAGCAGGUUGUGGCUGAUCCAGCCUUGCGUCCAAAAACCUGCAUGUGUGAAAAAGGACUGCAGAGGAGGAAAAGAUAA